AUGCGCUCCGCCUUAGUGCUGGUGCUGGUGCUGGUGCUGGCGCUGGCCUGUGCCAGCAACGAUCGCUGUCAGGAUGUGACGAACGAAAUGUGUGCCGGGCAGCCCUACAGCCGGGCCCGGAUGCCCAACAUUCUGAACCACACGACCGUGGAUAUGGCGGCGCUUGAGGCGCAUCAGUUCGCGCCGCUGGUGAAGGUCCGUUGCAGCCCUAGCCUGACGUCGUUCGUCUGUCUGCUGUACUUCCCUCCGUGCACAGUGCUGGACGCUGCGACGCCGCCGUGUCGCGAGCUGUGCCAGGCAGCCAGGGACGACUGCGAGCCGCUGAUGACCAAGUUUGGAUUCCGUUGGCCGUUCUCCUGCGAGCAGUUCCCGGCGCUACUGCAGUACUCGGAGCGGCUGCAGAGGAUGCAAGAGCAGAGCCUACAAAUGGAGCAGCGGACACUCCGGCUGGAGCAGCGGAAGCUUCGGCUGGAGAUUGAGCUGCUGCAGCGACAGCUGCGCUCCGGCUAG
Molecule: messenger RNA, 510 nt
Organism: Pollicipes pollicipes
Lineage: Eukaryota; Metazoa; Arthropoda; Thecostraca; Pollicipedomorpha; Pollicipedidae
Product: frizzled-1
Exons: 2
Coding region: 1-510 (169 amino acids)
Biological process (GO): canonical Wnt signaling pathway; non-canonical Wnt signaling pathway
Cellular component (GO): plasma membrane
Molecular function (GO): Wnt receptor activity; Wnt-protein binding
Source: RefSeq, a predicted model, not a curated record